Macadamia integrifolia is the source of this 1072-nucleotide messenger RNA. Its product is annotated as probable methyltransferase PMT16. Gene Ontology annotation, molecular function: methyltransferase activity. Gene Ontology annotation, cellular component: trans-Golgi network; cytoplasm; endosome. The transcript has 2 exons. The record is from RefSeq and is a predicted model, not a curated record. The coding region runs from base 154 to 1068 and encodes 304 amino acids. Lineage: Eukaryota; Viridiplantae; Streptophyta; Magnoliopsida; Proteales; Proteaceae.
CAAAUCCCACCUGCGUUGGAUUCUCCUAAUUUAGGUGAACGCUGUGCUACCUCUUCUUGUCAUCUAAUGGUUAGCUAAAAUCCAUCUUCCAUCUUUCCUUCUCUGUUUCCUUGAAAACCUCUCCACCAUUCCACCUCAGUUUCUUGAGCAGUCAUGGCGGGUCCAUUCUUCUCUGCUACUUCAAAACCCUCUACCCUCUAUCAAUACUGGAAAAAAUCAAGCCUUUUUGGUUUGGCUUUAGUAACCGUCCUCUGUUCUCUGUCGUACCUUCUGGGUAUCUGGCAGAACAAUCGUGGAGGAUCCAUCCUUACCUCUCAUCUUGUCAAUUCCGUGCCCUGUACUGACAUUGAGAGAAGAACCCAGUUGCCCUCAAACCCCCAUGGUUUAGAUUUCUCGACUCAUCAUGCCGCUGAUGAUUCUCCGAUGACUAUGGUUACGAAACAUUAUCCUCCUUGCGAUAUCAAGUACAGCGAUUACACACCAUGUGAGGACCCUAAAAGAUCUUUGAAGUAUAAAAGGAAUAGGUUGAUUUACAGAGAAAGACACUGUCCGCAGAGAGGUGAAUUGCUUAAAUGUCGUGUGCCUGCGCCGUUUGGGUACAAGAAUCCGCUUCCAUGGCCGUCGAGUCGUGAUUAUGCGUGGUAUGCGAACGUACCCCACAAGCAUUUGACAGUGGAGAAGGCGGUUCAGAACUGGAUUCGAUUCGAAGGGGAUCGAUUCAAGUUUCCUGGUGGUGGUACCAUGUUCCCAAACGGUGCUGAUGCUUAUAUUGAUGAUAUCGGCAAGUUGAUUAAUCUCAAAGAUGGUUCUAUCAGAACUGCCAUUGAUACUGGUUGUGGGGUUGCGAGUUGGGGAGCUUACCUACCAUCACGUAACAUCUUAACAAUGUCGUUCGCACCAAGGGACACCCAUGAAGCUCAGGUGCAAUUCGCCCUCGAGCGAGGAGUUCCUGCGUUGAUCGGAGUAUUGGCUUCCAUUAGGCUUCCUUACCCAUCAAGGUCUUUCGACAUGGCUCACUGCUCUCGUUGCCUCAUUCCCUGGGGCCUAUUCGGUAUCCUACUCUCUUAAUGGA